Babesia sp. Xinjiang is the source of this 2865-nucleotide messenger RNA. It is a transcript of the gene metG, whose product is annotated as Methionine--tRNA ligase. Gene Ontology annotation, biological process: methionyl-tRNA aminoacylation. The coding region runs from base 1 to 2865 and encodes 954 amino acids. The record is from RefSeq and is a predicted model, not a curated record. Gene Ontology annotation, molecular function: ATP binding; methionine-tRNA ligase activity. The transcript is spliced from 6 exons. NCBI's taxonomy places the organism in Eukaryota, Apicomplexa, Aconoidasida, Piroplasmida, Babesiidae.
AUGGUUGGAUUCAAGUUCUGCAAAUUUAUCGUCGCCUUCGUGGCCAUUGCCAGUCUCAUUAGCGGUGAUGUCUCAGCCGCUGAACGCAAGAACGGCAAGAAGCCCAAAUCUACCAAGCCCAAGUCCGACAAACCCAAAUCUGACGUUGUGGAUGUCGUAGGGCCCACGGCAGAGGGUGGGAAGUUCCGUGGCACCAGAUCCGACGCUUUCGACUUGUUGCAGGGGUUCUUCUCAGGCUUAGCCUCUUUCCAAAUAUUCGGUGCUUCCGCACAGGCCGCCAAAUCCGAUGGCACCCCUAGCGAAUGGGCCGCCGCUGUGAAGCAGGCCGACGAUCAUCUCACUGCCAUUGCUGAGAAGCUGAAGAAAGACGAGGCAUACACAAAAGACCUGUCAUCAAGCAAGACUAAAGUUGACGCUUUUAUUGUCCACCAACUAGCAUUCCACAAAGCAGCGGAGACAGUAGCAGAGAAGAAGGCGACCUUGGAUAAGAAAGGCAAGGGUGAGCACACAGCGGAGGUCGAGGCCGUCAUCAAAGCCGGUACUGACACAGUCCAACACCUGGAAAAGGCUAUGGAAACCCACGCAACCGCCAUAAAGGCAAUAGCCGAGUACACAGCAAAAGAGAAAGUCCCGGAAAAGCCACAUGUUUCGUCAGAUAGUUUGAUGACUGUUUGCCGUGAUUUGGUUGACCAGAAAUUGUACAUCACUACGGCGCUUGCAUACACCAACGGCCCUCCACAUAUUGGUCACACGUAUGAGAUCGUCACUUCUGAUGUCUUGUCGCGUUAUUUCAAAGCUUUUGGCAUGAAUACCACUCUGCUGGCCGGUACCGAUGAACAUGGAUUGAAGGUUGCUACCACGGCUGAAAACAGUGGCAUGUACCCAAUAGAGCUUGCUGAUUAUUAUUCUGCCAAAUUCCGAGAGAAUAACGAUGAGCUGCUAACCGCUCCUGAAAUAUUUGUGCGGACAACGGAGCCGCGACAUCAUAAAUCAGCGCAAAAAAUAUGGCGAAUCUUGCGAGACAAGGGUGACAUAUACCUUGGUGAGUACAGCGGGUGGUACAAUGUCCGUGAGGAAACGUUUUUGACGGAGGUAGAGGCGGCGGCCACGGACUACAAAGAUCCCUUGUCAGGAAAACCGUACAAACUGAUGAAGGAAUUGAGCUAUUUUUUCCGCAUGAGCAAGUAUCAACAGCGGUUAAUUGACAAGUUGACCAGCGAUACAAAGUAUCUACAGCCUGACGCGGCACGUAGUGAGAUUUUGAGCCGUCUUAAAAAACCUUUGGAGGACCUGUCUGUGAGCAGAUGUACCUUCAACUGGGGGAUACCCGUACCGGAUGACCCGGGACAUGUGAUGUACGUCUGGUCCGACGCUUUGACAGGUUAUUUGAGCGCGAUAGGUUUUGGUGACUUUGAUGACAUCAGUCAUUUGAAGCUUUGGCCACCCGAUGUGCAGGUUAUAGGCAAGGAUAUUAUAUGGUUUUUCGCCGUGAUUUGGACAUCCAUUUUGAUGUCUCUGGAUAUCGCAUUACCUAAGACGAUUUUUGCCCACGGUUUCAUUACCGCAGCCGAUGGUCGUAAGAUGAGCAAAUCCCUUGGAAAUGUAGUUCACACCAAAGACCUAUUGGUGAACUACGGUGUUGAUACGGUGCGUUACUACAUGAUCCGCGAUUCAGUAUUCGGCUCCGACGUAAAGUUUGAUCUUUCUUCACUGGCAGAUUUGCACAACAGUGAUUUGACGGACACAAUAGGAAACUUGGUACAUCGCAUUACCACAUUGUGUGUGAAAUUUUGUGGCGGUUGUGUCCCCAAGGUUGCAGAAAGAUCGGCACCACGCCCUUUCAACAUGAUCGAUGUAGCUUCUAAGACUCUGAAUUACCUACAACACUUCGCCUUACAGGAUGCGCUCGUCAGCGUCAUUGAGGCAUUUCGGGACACUAACAAAUAUUUGACCGACCGUGAGCCUUGGGCUAAGGGUUCUGUGGACACACGUUUAGAUACUAUACGUAAUGUAUUGGAGGCAGUCUACUUUUUAAACCAUCUGAUGCAACCGGUGGUUCCGUUGGCUGCCUCUGUAGUUUUCAAGAAGUUGGGUACGGAACCACGGAAACACAUUGGUCUGUUGUCUGCUGAUUACAACAAUUUAAACGAGGGUACCAAGGUGGGAUUGGAUGAAGCGCACAGCAACAUAGUUUCCAAGGCAGCCGGGAGUCGCACUGUCCCUGCAAAAUCUUCGCGAACACAACGCAGCGAACUUGGCACUGAUACCGUGCCACGAUUGGAACCAUAUACAACCACACGCGGAGGUGGAACUAAAUCAAGCGGCCUCAACGGCAGGGGUUAUAAUCACAGGCUAACUCCCCCAGUUGAAGCCCCUAACGUGCCACAACUCAAGCAAGUCGUACCCUUAUCGUGGGUAAAGGGAUCACUAAAUAACGGUGGGAAUGUGACUUAUCACAGCAGUAUGGAUCUCGCGAGACGCGGCCCGCGUGAUAUAGAGCAACAUAUGAAACCCAGUCACACGUUACGUACACCUGGUACUACGGUGCUUCCUUUGGGAACGACACCAAACCUAGUACACCGACGCAUAUCGACCAGGACACCUCAGGAAAACCCAUGUAUGCUAACCGUGCCUCCCACGAAUGCUGUAAAGUCCCCCAACCAUUCUACCACGUUUCCAUCAGGCGCACAACGUAAGACGUCUAAAUCACAGUCAAGCAUGCUAACUGCACAGGAAGACGAUAAAAGUACAAAAAUCGCGAUACUCGAGCGCGAUUUGAUCACAACAAAGGUAGCACUCGCCGAUAGCGAAACGCAGCGCGAUAUCGAACUCGCAAAGCUACGCAAGGCCACCCAAAAGAUAUAA